This is a messenger RNA of Coregonus clupeaformis (lake whitefish), 3998 nucleotides long. RefSeq names its product mucin-5AC. NCBI's taxonomy places the organism in Eukaryota, Metazoa, Chordata, Actinopteri, Salmoniformes, Salmonidae. The record is from RefSeq and is a predicted model, not a curated record. Gene Ontology annotation, biological process: inhibitory postsynaptic potential. The coding region runs from base 466 to 3882 and encodes 1138 amino acids. Gene Ontology annotation, cellular component: postsynaptic density. The transcript is spliced from 4 exons.
GGUAGGAAGGAGGAGAGGGAAUAAACUGAGAACGCAGCUGGACUACAUGUCUAGUCUGAGGGAGCCAGAUUAGUGGUGACUCAGAGCUUUUGGAAUACUUACCAGCAUGGAAUAUGGCUUUGCACCACUGUUAGACUGCAUAGUGCACGAUCAUGUGAGUUUGUGUCUGCCACGGAAGGACUGAAAGGGAGAAGGAGUUCAACCUCAUCAAAAAAGAGUCACUCAGUGCCCCCCUCCUCAAAGACUUGGAGCAGAGGAGUACAGAGGAGGGGGGCAAGGUGGAGAGGGGGUGAGGGGGCAAGGGGGAGAGGUAGAUCUGCACGUCUGGACCCAGAACACCUAAAGGACAAAAUGAAACGUGCCACAGCUCAACCCAAGGUUUGACAAACGCUAACAAUGAUGUGAUGGUGAUGGUGGACACAAGCUCUCCUGGGUUUUCAGGCCACUGAGCCAGUCGGCCAGGUGAUGGGGAGACGGGCAGCUGACCUGACCACUCCUGUGCCAGUACUGGGAGUUUCCGCCCUGGUGGGGGUGCGUGGUUGGAGGACAGCAGGGGGGGAGAGGGCUGGUGGAGAGCUGCCACUGACAUGGGGUCCCCAGUGCAGCAUCGGAGUGCAGACUUCACCCGGCGUGAGAGCACCCAUUCUACACGGGACAAAACUAACAGGGACAUUCCCCAGCCAAUCAGAAAGCAGGAUUACUCCUACAUGCAAUGGCUACAUCCCAAAGGAGGCAAAGGAAGAGGAGGGGAUCAGACGGACUAAGAGUGUCAGACAAAGAGGUGUUAUUCCAAAACAGAGGAGUUUAGAUACCAAGACCAAAAAGGGUGUGACUUUUGAAGAGAUUUCCAGUGAGCUCACAGAGAAUGUGGUCUUCAACCAAUGGAAAAGUGGAACUUAUUGCUAUGCCCAAGCAAUCAAGACUAACACACUCCUAUCAGGGGGCGUGGGGAAUGGCAAGAUCAAAGGGAGGCGGGACUUGCGCUACACAAAUGGCAGCGUAGUUGACUCGGAGGCUAUAGGAGGGAUUUGUAUGGAUGGCAUUGAUGAGGCGGAGCCUGUCUCGACCAUGUCCUCUCGAGGAGGGGACAAAUCAAAACCUAAAGAACAUUCUGUGGCACAUUCAUAUUGUGGGAAUGCAAAACGACCACCUGCUCCCCCACCUCUCUGGAUGCCCCAGCGGAUGUGCAUACACUGUGGAGGGAGACAGACUGUGGUCCCUGGAGCUGGAGAUGGAGCUGCCAGUCUGGAAAUUAAGAGCCCUUCCUCUGCAUGCCCUGAAGGAACAACAGCAAUGAAAACACCUAUUUCACUCACAGACAGAAACCAUCUUCCUCCUUCACAUACUGAGAAAGAGAGGAACUCUACAUGCUCCACUCCGAGGUUUGCAGACAGGGUUCUGAUACAAAGACAGCUGACACAAACAGAAUCUCUAUCCACCCACCCCCACUGUAAUCCCCCUGUUCAUAACAACAAAGACAGGAAGCCAAACCUGCCUGCAAACCCACCGCCUGCAUGGAAAAAUAGAGAUCUGAAACAGACUAAUGGUUAUACCUCACAUCCGAUAUACCCCCUGCAUACCACUAGCAGAGACCCAGUAGAAACCCUAGUUACACCUUCACAUACACACUCAGACAAGCCAACCCGCCAAAGAACCAUCAUACACACAACAGCUAUUACAGUCACUAAGGCAACUAUUGAACCCAGGUGUGCAGAUGCCAACUCCCUUGAGACCCCAUCUCACUGGAGUAAGAUUCCCCGACCGAAGCCUGAAAACACAACAACACAGUCUAACACUGCUACGACAUUACAUAGAAGUGCACCCCCUUACCACGCUAACACACACGCAACUAAACAUCCUAACUCUGCAAACUCACACACAGCUACACCUCCUACCCCUGAAAGCACACUGACGACAACAACAACACUCCCAAACAGUGCUACUAAAACGAUACAUAGAACAACACUCCCUAGCCUCGCUAACACAUUACACACAGCUACAACUCUAAAACCAGCAAACACACCAUACAAAGCCACUCUCUCUUACCCUUAUAACCCAUCACACACAACUACUCCCACAAGCUAUUAUAACCCAUCACACACAACUACUCCCACAAGCUAUUAUAACCCAUCACACACAACUACUCCCACAAGCUAUUAUAACCCAUCACACACAACUACUCCCACAAGCUAUUACAACCCAUCACACACAACUACUCCCACAAGCUAUUUUAACCCAUCACACACAACUACUCCCACAAGCUAUUUUAACCCAUCACACACAAAUACACCCCCAAAGCCUUUGUCCCAUAUCCUUAACUUGUCAAACACAUCACACACACCUAGUUCCCCUGACUCUGCUAAUGCAUCCCCCAUAACACCCCCUAACGUUGAUAACACAUCACGUACAACUACAUCCUCUCUCUCUUCAAAUGCCUUAUACACAGCUACGCAGCAUCAGCCCUCAUCCACGUCACUGACGAACUGUAGACCACUGAUCAUGACACAGACACACAACAAUAAACCACCUGACCCAUCAAACAGAUCACCCACUAACACGCAGAAUAACAGCACAUUUAUAAAUACACAUAUUGAACAAACCGCUGCCCAUCACACCAGCACUCAUAACAGAUUUGUUGUGCAACCAAUAAUGCAUGCAAACGUAUAUGCCAAAGUAUUGUCUAUGUCAAACAAAAAUACACACUGUACUCCUGUCAUCGUGUCACAGACACAUGAGGAAAGACACUUUAGAAUAUUCAAUGCAUCACAGGUCACUAACCUUCCAAAACACAUCACUGAACUAAAGAUAAACAAAGAAUGGGAAAAGCAGGGACACAUUGUUACGCAACAUCAGCAAGACCUUUUCACAAACCUAAAACCUGGAUCUGAGCGUCAAAUACAUUCACACAAAGAGCACAUUCCCUCCAGCGUGUUACAUACACAUGCAAAUACCACAUUUAGAUUCAGCCUUGACAAGCAGAUAUACACAAAUGAUGCUCCACCUUCCAGCACUCCACAGACACAAACAGACCUUAAGCCCCUCAUUGCAUCACAGACAAACACUACUGCACAUGUCAAACCCAUCCCCGAAACACCAAACCACAUAAACACAGACUUCCAUUCCACACCAACCCCACACAAACACACAAGCCCCACACACCGACUCAUACCACAGGCCCGUCCAUACACCAUCACUGAGCUCCUCACACACACAGCCAUAAACCCCAAGUGCAACCCCCUUUUGCCGCCAUCACGCGUGGAACACCUAGCAUCCUGCACCCUCACGCAUCCCAAUCAGACACACCAGAUGAUCCAUCCAGUAUUUUUGUCGUCAAGUACCAUCCCACAGCCCUCCCUAGACGACCCCAGGCUGGCUCACUCCCACCCGGCUGAUGCAGACCUGCUGCUGCCCCCCUCCCCACAGUGCAGCAGGCCAGCCCCUCUCCAGAGCAGGCUGCAGUGUGUGGAAGCCAGCUUGGCAGCCAACCAGGACAGGAUUACUACCCUUCUCAACAUCAUCCAAGACCUGGAGAUGAGCCACGCUCUCAGCAAGGGUCGGCGAUGCUACAGGACAGGCCAGGACCUCCGGGAGUGCUCCACCUGUCAGAAGACUGCUUGUAUCGUCUACAGUGUGGAGUAUGACUUCAGGCAGCAAGAGAGAUGUUUCUUGGAGGUUUUGUAUCCUCAGAGGGCUGACAACCACACUCCCCACUCCCUGCCCCACAACCCCACCCUGCUGACGAAUGCCAUCACUAAGACCAUGACCAAGUCCAAGGUUAAAAGCAAGAAGUUGUGCAAGAUGCUUUUCCGAUGGCUGCCUAGGAAAAUUCAGCGGACAAAGUCCUCCUUUCACCAACUCUCUCCAGAUCAUUUGAACUCCUAGCAUGUUAUUCAGGAGGUAUUCCCUGUAAUAUAAGAUCUGAUGGUGUGUUCAAGACAACUGGGAACUCUGACAAAUAUGAGGUCAAAUCAAGACGUCAGUGAUCUUCAGGUCGGAAA